AUGGACGCCCUGUGCGGCUCCAAGUUCUGGGUAAGGAGCGGGGCUCUGGGGCUGGGAAAGCUGGGGGCCGUAUGGUCCGGCCGCCUGCCUUCCCGCGGAGGCCGGACAGUGCCCGGGACAGCAGGCGCUCACCUCGCGGAGCCCCCUGAAACGGCCCGGGAUGCCGAGGCUGGGGCGCAGAGGCGCCUGGAGGGGGACUCCAAUCUGUCCUUGCACACAGACAACCCUGACCUCACGCCCUGCUUCCAGAACUCUCUGCUGGCCUGGGCGCCCUGUAUCUACCUGUGGGUGACCCUGCCCUGUUACCUGUUCUACCUGCGGCACCAUGGUCAUGGCUAUAUCGUCCUUUCCCACCUUUGCAGGCUCAAGACAGUCCUUGGUGCCCUGCUAUGGUGUGUCUCCUGGGCUGACCUCUUCUACUCCUUCCACGGUCUGGCCCACGGCUGGCCACCUGCCCCCAUCUUCUUUGUCACACCCUUGGUGGUGGGAGUCACCAUGAUGCUGGCCACCCUGCUGAUCCAGUACGAGCGGCUGCGGGGGGUGCAGUCCUCAGGGGUUCUCAUCAUCUUCUGGUUCCUGUGUGUGCUCUGUGCCAUCAUCCCCUUCCGUUCCAAGAUUCUUUUGGCCAUGGCAGAGGGCCGGGUCUCAGAUCCCUUCCGCUUCACCACUUUCUACAUCUACUUCGCCCUGGUCCUCUCGGCCCUCAUCCUGUCCUGCUUCAGAGAGAAGCCGCCACUUUUCUCCCCAAAGAACGUUGAUCCUAACCCCUGCCCAGAGGCCAGUGCCGGCUUCCUGUCCCGCCUGACUUUCUGGUGGUUCACAGGAAUGGCCAUCCUGGGCUACCGGCGCCCCUUGAAGGGCGAGGACUUGUGGUCCUUGAAAGAGGAGGACUGCUCCCAGGUGGUGACAGAGCAGCUGCUGGAGGCAUGGAAAAAGCAGCAGAAGCAGGCGGAACGGCACAAGGCUUUGACAGCUUUCGGGAAGAAGGGCUCUGGUGAGGACGAGGUACUGCUGGCCGGUCAUGCCCCAUCUCAGAAGCCCUCCUUCCUGAAGGCCAUGGUGGUCACCUUCGGCCCCAGAUACCUCAUCGGUUCCUGCUUCAAGCUGAUCCAGGAUCUGCUCAACUUCGUCAACCCACAGCUGCUCAGCAUUUUGAUCAAGUUUAUUUCAAACCCCUCAGCUCCCAGCUGGUGGGGCUUCCUGGUGGCAGGGCUGAUGUUUGUGUGUGACAUGAUGCAGACUGUGGUCCUGAACCAGCAUUACUACAACAUCUUCGUGGGGGCGCUGAGGCUGCGGACAGCGAUCAUAGGUGUCAUCUAUAAGAAGGCUCUGGUCAUCACCAAUUCAGUUAAGCGUGAGUCCACAGUGGGAGAAAUUGUCAACCUUAUGUCAGUGGAUGCCCAGCGCUUCAUGGACGUUGCCCCCUUCCUCAACCUGUUAUGGUCAGCACCCCUGCAGAUCAUCCUGGCCAUCUACUUCCUCUGGCAGAACCUGGGUCCCUCCGUCCUGGCUGGCGUUGGUCUAUUGGUCUUACUGAUUCCAUUUAAUGGAGCUGUGGCCAUGAAAAUGCGGGCCUUCCAGGUGGAGCAAAUGAAGCUCAAGGACUCUCGAAUCAAGUUGAUGAGCGAGAUCCUGGGCGGCAUCAAGGUGCUGAAGCUGUAUGCCUGGGAGCCCAGCUUCCUGAAGCAGGUGGAGAACAUCAGGAAGAAUGAGCUUCGGCUCCUGCGGAAGGCCACCUUCCUGCACGCCGUGUCAGUCUUCAUCUUGAUCUGCACCCCUUUCCUGGUGACCCUGAUAACCCUCGGAGUGUAUGUGUUAGUGGACAAGAACAACGUGCUCGAUGCUGAGAAAGCCUUUGUGUCCUUGACCUUGUUCAAUAUCUUAAAGUUACCCCUCAAUAUGCUGCCCCAGCUCAUCAGCAACAUGGUCCAGACCAGCGUGUCUCUGAAACGGAUCCAGCAUUUCCUGAGCCAAGAUGAACUUGACCCUGACUGUGUGGAAAGAAAGGUCAUCUCCCCAGGCUAUGCCAUCACCGUAAACAGUGGCACCUUCACCUGGGCCCAGGAUCUGCCUCCUGUCCUGCACAGCCUAGACAUCCAGGUGCCAAAAGGGGCACUGGUGGCCGUGGUGGGACCUGUAGGCUGUGGGAAGUCCUCCCUCGUGUCUGCCCUGCUUGGAGAGAUGGAAAAGCUGGAAGGCAAGGUGUAUGUGAAGGGCUCCGUGGCUUACGUACCCCAGCAGGCGUGGAUCCAGAAUGCCACUCUUCAAGAAAACGUGCUGUUUGGCAGAACCCUAGACCCCAAGCGCUACCAAAAGGCCCUGGAGGCCUGUGCCCUGCUAACUGACCUGGAGGUGCUUCCUGGUGGGGACCAGACAGAGAUUGGAGAGAAGGGUAUCAACCUGUCUGGGGGCCAGCGGCAGCGCAUCAGCCUGGCCCGAGCUGUGUACAGUGAUGCGGACAUUUUUUUGCUGGAUGACCCCUUGUCAGCGGUGGACUCCCAUGUAGCCAAGCAUAUCUUCGACCACGUCAUCGGGCCAGAAGGUGUGCUGGCCCACAAGACUCGAGUGCUGGUGACACAUGGAAUCAGCUUCCUGCCCCAGAUGGACUUCAUUAUUGUACUGGACAAUGGACAGGUGUCUGAAGCUGGCUCUUAUCCAACUCUGAUGAAGCACAACGGCUGCUUUGCUGACUUUAUCCGCAACUAUGCGCCUGACGAGGUGGAGGAGCAUCUAGAGCCUGGCAGAGCUGCUUUGGGGGAUGUGGAUGAAGAAGAUGUGCUGCUGCUUGAUGACACACUCAGUAACCACACUGACCUCACGGACACUGAGCCCCUCAUAUAUGAGGUCCGGAAACAGUUUAUAAGACAGCUCAGCACCAUGUCCUCUGAAGGGGAAAGCCCAGGGUGGUCUGUGUCCCGGCGGCAUCUGGGCCCAGCAGACAAAGCUGUGCAGGUGGUAGAAGCGAAGGCCAAUGGGGUGCUGAUCCAGGAAGAGAAGGAAGAGACCGGCUCCGUGAAGAUGAAUGUGUUCUGGGAUUACGCUAAGGCCAUAGGAAUUGGUACCAUGCUGUUCAUCUGCCUCCUACACGUGGGUCAAAGUGCAGCCACCAUUGGGGCUAACGUAUGGCUCAGUGCCUGGGCCAAUGAUGCCACGAUGGAUGAGCCCCAGAACACCACCACCCUGAGGCUGGGUGUCUAUGCUGGUUUGGGAAUGUUGCAAGGGCUUCUGGUGAUGGUGUCGGCCUUCAUGAUGGCGAUGGGCGGUGUCCAGGCUGCCAGAUCGCUACACCAGACGCUACUGCACAACAAGAUGCGCUCGCCACAGUCCUUCUUUGACACGACGCCCUCCGGUCGCAUCCUCAACCGCUUCUCCAAGGACAUCUACGUCAUCGAUGAAGUCCUGGCCCCUGUCAUCCAAAUGCUGCUCGAUGGCUUCUUCAACUCUGUCUCCACCGUCGUGGUCAUCCUAACCAGCACACCUCUCUUUGCUGUGGUCAUCGUGCCGCUGGCCGCGCUUUAUACCUAUGUGCAGCGCUUCUAUGUGGCCACCUCAAGACAACUGAAACGGCUAGAAUCAGUCAGCCGCUCACCCAUUUACUCCCACUUUUCUGAGACGGUGGCUGGUGCCAGUGUCAUUCGGGCCUAUGGCCGAAUCCAGGACUUCAUAACUGUCAGUGGUGCUAAGGUGGACAUCAACCAGAAGAGCUGCUACGCCUACAUCAUCUCCAACCGGUGGCUGGGGAUCCGAGUGGAAUUUGUGGGCAACUGUGUUGUGCUGUUUGCUGCUUUCUUUGCUGUGAUUGGGAGGAGCAGCCUGAGCCCUGGACUGGUGGGACUUUCUGUGUCCUACGCCCUGCAGGUGACAUUUGCUCUGAACUGGAUGGUACGAAUGAUGUCAGACUUGGAGUCUAACAUUGUGGCUGUGGAGAGAGUCAAGGAGUACUCUAAGACGGAGACUGAAGCUCCCUGGGUGAUAGAGGGCAGCCGCCCCCCACAGGGCUGGCCCUCACGUGGUGAGGUGGAAUUCCGGAAUUACGCGGUGCGCUACCGGCAAGGCCUGGACCUGGUGCUGAAGGACCUGAGUUUGUGCGUGCGGGGUGGUGAGAAGGUGGGGAUUGUGGGGCGCACAGGGGCCGGCAAAUCAUCCAUGACACUCUGCCUGUUCCGUAUCCUGGAGGCGGCCACUGGGGAGAUCCGCAUUGACGGCCUCAAUGUGGCGGACAUUGGGCUUCACGACCUGCGUUCUCAGCUGACCAUCAUCCCUCAGGACCCCAUCCUGUUCUCAGGGACCCUGCGGAUGAACCUGGACCCCUUCAGCAAUUACUCAGAUGAAGACUUGUGGCAGGCCCUGGAGCUGGCCCAUCUGAGCACGUUUGUGAGCUCCCAGCCAGAAGGCCUGGACUUCCCCUGCUCAGAGGGCGGGGAGAAUCUCAGUGUUGGCCAGCGGCAGCUUGUGUGCCUGGCCCGAGCCCUGCUCCGCAAAAGCCGAAUCCUCGUUUUAGACGAAGCCACGGCCGCCAUUGAUCUGGAGACCGAUGACCUCAUCCAGGCCACCAUCCGCACUCAGUUUGAGGCCUGUACCGUGCUGACCAUCGCUCACAGGCUCAACACCAUCAUGGACUACACCAGGGUCCUGGUUCUGGACAAGGGAACAAUAGCUGAAUUUGAUUCUCCAGCCAACCUAAUUGCAGCAAGAGGCAUCUUCUAUGGGAUGGCGAAAGAUGCUGGACUGGCCUAA
Messenger RNA from Elephantulus edwardii (Cape elephant shrew), 4737 nucleotides. RefSeq names its product ATP-binding cassette, sub-family C (CFTR/MRP), member 3 (gene ABCC3). Gene Ontology annotation, biological process: transmembrane transport. The transcript is spliced from 31 exons. The record is from RefSeq and is a predicted model, not a curated record. Gene Ontology annotation, cellular component: membrane. Bases 1 to 4737 code for a protein of 1578 amino acids. Gene Ontology annotation, molecular function: ATP binding; ABC-type transporter activity; ATP hydrolysis activity. Lineage: Eukaryota; Metazoa; Chordata; Mammalia; Macroscelidea; Macroscelididae.